Perognathus longimembris pacificus (Pacific pocket mouse) is the source of this 2398-nucleotide messenger RNA. It is a transcript of the gene Sh2d4a, whose product is annotated as SH2 domain containing 4A. Gene Ontology annotation, molecular function: phosphatase binding. The coding region runs from base 567 to 1910 and encodes 447 amino acids. Gene Ontology annotation, cellular component: cytoplasm. The transcript has 10 exons. Lineage: Eukaryota; Metazoa; Chordata; Mammalia; Rodentia; Heteromyidae. The record is from RefSeq and is a predicted model, not a curated record.
UUAGACAAGGAGGACAGUCUUUUGAGUGAAACAAUGUAGCCAAGGCUGGCUGCAGCUGCCAGCAAGUGAAAGUGGGAAAAACCCUGGUUAAUUAUUUCCUCAUUUUGAUUUCUUAUCCCCUUCUGGCUCACUUCCUCUUCAUAACUUCACAGUAGGUGAUAUCACAUAAUCCAGAGGUCGCAAAGAUGGUUGGACUAAACAGGCUCUCACUUCACUGAUGGGGAAACUGAGUCCAGGGAAGUGAGGAAGGACAGCCCAGGGACACAGGCCUCUGGGUGCCAGACAGAAUUGGGAGUCUAGGCUGGAGUUCUGCUGGGAACCUGCGUGCACCCUGCUGUGCUGGAAUUUGCCAUGGUUUGUUGAGUGGCAUUGGCCACAGGCUGUGUGGAACCAUCUCCCAGGAGCCUGUUGCUGAAAUUUUGCCCCAUUGGUCCGGAUUGCUGGGCUCUUGCUGUCACUUCUUAGGUCUGUGGACACACGCAAGUGCCAACCUGGCUGGAGGCUUGCACACCCUCAGGCCAUUUCCAGGAACUUUUGCCACAGGUGUCAAAGACUGACCCGCAAAGAUGCUGAGACAGAUACUGGCAGAGAUGUACAUAGAUCCUGACCUCUUGGCAGAGCUCAGCGAGGAGCAGAAACAGAUCCUGUUCUUCAAGAUGAGGGAGGAGCAGAUCCGACGAUGGAAAGAAAGAGAAGCAGCCAUGGAAAGAAAGGAGUCCUUGCCAGUGAAAUCCAGACCAAAGAAAGAGAAUGGCAAGUCUGUGCACUGGAGACUGGGCGCUGAUAAAGAAGUAUGGGUGUGGGUGAUGGGCGAACACCAUCUGGAUAAACCCUAUGACUUGCUCUGCAGUGAGAUUACCUCAGAGAGGGCAAGGCUGAAAGCCCAGCAGGAUGCAGAAGGCCAGAGAAAAGCUCAAAUCGAAGAAGUCAGCAAUAGCAUGAAAACGAAAUCACAGUAUUAUGAUCUGCAAGCACCAGAUAAAUCAGAGACUCAGAGCAUCUCUAAGAAGAUAGGAGGAGGGGAAUCCAGACAGGGAUUUAGACCAGGACCAACGCUUGGAGAAGAAGAAAAAACUCAAUCACCCACCAGUUCUUCAAGAAAUAUUCAACAAAUGUUGGCAGAUUCUAUCAAUCGUAGGAAGGCAUAUGGAUUUCAUCAGAAGAAAGAACCUUUGAAGAAAAAACCAGAUGAAGAAAAUAAGCAAGUAGAGGAAGAGAAAACCAAGCAGAUUUAUAAGAACUGGAAAGAAGAUUCUGAGUGGCAGGCAUCUUUGCGAAAAUCCAAAGCAGCCGAUGAGAAGAGACGCUCCCUGGCUAAACAGGCCAGGGAAGACUACAAGAGGUUAUCCCAGAGAGGAAGAAGCGGCGAGGGGCUGCAGAGCGCUCCUCAGAAGCCCAGAAGACCCCCGCUUCCACCCAAGCCCCAGUUCCUACCCCCGGCGGGGUGCCCCCAGAAACCACCGGGAAAUCAGGGAGUGACCAGGACGGCACCCACCCCUGCCCAGGCAGACAUCAUCCGAUGGUUCAAAGAGGAGCAGCUCCCCCUCCGAGCGGGCUUCCAGAAGAGCUCAGACACGAUCGCCCCCUGGUUCCACGGAAUUCUCACCCUAAAGAGAGCAAAUGAACUUCUGAGCACAGGCCUGCCGGGCAGUUUCUUGGUCCGAGUCAGUGAGAGGAUGAAGGGCUAUGCAUUAUCCCACCUGUCAGAGGAAGGCUGCAAACAUUUCCUCAUCGAUGCCUCUGCCGACUCCUAUAGCUUCCUCGGUGUGGACCAGCUGCAGCAUGCCACCCUGGCUGACCUGGUGGAAUAUCACAAGGAGGAACCCAUCACUUCUCUGGGGAAGGAGCUCCUGCUCUACCCCUGCGGGCAGCAGGAUGAACCACCUGAUUACCUGGAGCUCUUUGAGUGACAGCCUCCGUCCAGGCCGUUCUGCAUCCCCGACCUGGACAGGCACCACUGACAUGGACAUUCGUGUAUGAAGCCAAAAUCACCCUGCAGCUGCACUAGCACUCCACAUGGAGUGUCCCUGGAGGCCUGGCUGCAACCUCCUUGGCACAGACAUCGGGGUGUUACCCCUCAUCCGCAAAGGGCAAGAGUACCAAUGUCAGCAAUGACCUGACCUGAAGAAUACGACCUUCAUGACAUCUGGAAGAAAAAAAAAAAAAAACGAACAAAGGAGAAACUGGACACUUCCCAGAAUUCAGUUGUACUUCCAAAGAAGUAGCUCCGGUGAGCUUCUUUGUGAGCUGCCACAGCCCUCUCUGUCAUUUCAGAGGUCCUGUUGAUAGGAACUUCCAUCUUGUCUUUGGAAUGCUGGCAAACAAAACAGUCCUUCCUGAGGCCUAACAGGAUGCUGGGUGAUCUAGGGGAUGCUAGAUGAGCUGGGAUAUAGGAGAC